CGAAGCGUCCAGCGGACCAAUGGGAAGGCAGGGUGCGUUGAGGCUCAAGCGCGUUGGUGCAGUUGUGAGGAGCCAGCGAAGAGAGGAAGAUGUCUAGGUGUUGCCCUUAAAAGUUCCCUCGAAAUUUACCUUUCAUUCAAAACAGUCAUUCUACAAAUCUGUGAUAAUGGCAGACCAACAGUUCUGUCUAAGAUGGAACAACCACCAAAGCACACUGAUCUCGGUGUUCGACUCUCUUCUGGAGAGGGGUGCUAUGGUGGAUUGCACUCUAGCAGCAGAGGGCCAAUGUCUUCAAGCCCACAAAGUUGUCCUCUCAGCAUGCAGUCCAUAUUUAGAGACGCUGCUGAGUCAGCAUUACGACAAGCAUCCUAUUCUCCUACUCAAGGAUGUGAAAUUCUACGAGCUUCAAGCCAUGAUGGACUACAUGUACCGUGGGGAAGUGAAUGUGGCUCAAGACAAAUUAGGAAUGUUUUUGAAAGCAGCUGAAUCUCUUCAAAUUAAGGGAUUGUCAGACAGUGGAGGCAAUGAACCACCUGACACGGGAGGGGGGACAAGUAGUAAACGGACUAGUAAAGCUGUACCAGUGACAAAUAUUCCACGUUCUGGUGGUGGAUUAACUGUGGAAAGGCGAAGGCCACAACCUCAAGUUUCGCAAGUGGUAGACAUUCCUUCAGAUAGUGGUUCCCGUGAUGGUAGUGAAUCCCCUUCCUUAAGAAGAAAACGACGGCGAAGAACAUCUGGUGAUGAAAAUACUGCUGAGGGCGACUCUUCUAACACUGGGGACGUGUCACGCACCCAGCCCUCUUCAGCCCCCCUUAGUUCAGACCAAGUGCCAAUGAAUGGUUCUGCUGAUAGUAAUGCCUUAGGAAUUCUUUCAUCCCUUAUGGAUGGAACUGUUGAGACUGAUAAUAGUGUACAAGAACCCGGACCGUCAUUAGGAAGUUCAAGUCAGACCCAGCCUUCACAACGGAUACGAGAAAAAACGGAACCCACCACUGGCCAAAUGAUUCAGCCUAAAUCUGAGUACCUUGAAACUGAAGAAAAUAUUGAGGAUCUUACUCUUGAUGACGAUGGCAUGGACAGUAACCAGGACAUGGAUGCAGGACCUUCUCAACGGCAAGGAUAUCAAUGGCAUAUGGGUGACCAAGGAGCGGAUGAAGUUUUCAUGGCAGCACAAGAAGCAGUUGGUGCUAACAGAGAUGCACAAGCUCUCAUCAUCGACUCGGUGGUGUCGCUGUCCAUCAAGCAGGACCUGAUCGACGACUACGAGAUCGAGUACGACGAGUGGGACGACGACUGGGCCGCCAUGCACCCCGCCGACGAGCCGGACCCGGAAGUGCGGCAGCCCGUCGUGGUGCUGGAGAAGAUGCGCCUGGACGACGCGGCGCGCCGCAGAGGCCCCGACCGGCUGACGUGCGUGGAGCGCCUCGAGGGCGCGGCGCCCUACGACGAGGUGCAGUGCCGCCCGGGCCGUGCGGGCCGCCCCCUCAACGAGGACCCCGCGCGGCCCUACAGCUGCGACAGGUGCCCCGCGCGCUUCAAGACGAAGCAGACCCUGGUGGUGCACUACCGCGUUCACACCGGCGAGAAGCCCUUCGCCUGCUCGCACUGCCCGCUGCGCUUCCGACACAGCAGCUCGCUGGCCAGCCACGAGCUGGGCCACAAGGCGGGCCACAAGGUGGGCCUGCCGCUGGUCUGCGAGCGCUGCGGGGGCCGCUUCCGCCUGCAGAAGGCCCUGGCGGCGCACAUGCGCGAGGUGCACCACGUGGAGCGUAUGCUGAAGUGCGGCGUGUGCAAGAUCCUCUUCGCCACGCGCUCCGCCCUGCAGCAGCACACUGCUCAGCAGCACGCCCCGCCGCCGCAGCCCGCACCGACGCCCGCGCAGCAGCAGCAGGCCGAGGAAGCCAACAAGUCAGUGCCUUGCUACGUCUGUGAUAAGGAGUUCUCCUCCAACGCCGCCAUGUGGGCGCACACGCGCUUCCACGGCUCCGGGGACCGCUUCAGCUGCCGGUCGUGCCAGAAGCACUUCACGUCGUGGAUGGCGCUGCGCAAGCACCUGCGGACCCACAACCAGGCCGGCAAGGCGGGCAAGGCCUCGUCGCUUCUCAAGUGCAAGAUGUGCCCGAUGCGCUUCGCCGCUCGCAGCCAGCUGCUGACCCACCUCAAGACGCACGACCGCAUGGCUGCCAUGGCAGGCGACAAGCUGUACUACCGCUGCAGCAAGUGCCUGGAGCGGUUCGUGGGCCGGAAGAGCCUGCACGCCCACCUCAAGACUCACCGCGAGGAGGAAGAUCCGCCACCUCCCGCCCUGCAGCCUGAAGUCCCAUUGGCCGCGCCGGCCGCGCCGGCCGCGCCCUCAGCCAAGGUGUACCCGUGCGAGACGUGCCCUCUAGUGUUCGAGAAGUACAAGUCCAAGUGGAACCACCGCAAGGUGUGUCCCGGCGCCGCGCCCAAGGUGGCUCGCCUUUACGGCAAGGCCUUCGCCUGCGGCACGUGCGGCCUGCGCUUCAAGACGAGGAAGUUGCUGUACUGGCACCGGCAGACGCACGGCGUCAAGGCCGAGCUGCAGGCCGUGGACGACGACGAGUCCACGCAGGGCCCGCAGCAGGCCACGCAGCAGGCCCCGCAGGCCAGCCCGCAGAAGGUGUUCCGCUGCGGCAAGUGCUCCCAGCCUUUCCCCGACCGCCGAGCCCUGUUCGCGCACUCCAAGACGCACUCGGGGGCCAUGGUGGUGAUGAACCCGGACGACGCCGCCAUGCCCGAGGCUCCGGUGGCCCCGAAUGAAACUGGAGACGUCGCGGACCAGAUGACGCCUCAGUUAGACGACAAGUUCUUGAAGAACUCCAUGCGGUGCAGCCGGUGCAGCAAGCGCUUCGCUGGCAGGAAGGCCCUGUACGCGCACCUCAAGGAGGCGCACGGUCGGCGGUUCGGGGGCUCUGGCUCCACCACCCCUGCGACCACUCCCGCCACUCAGACGACCCCGGCGACCACCCCCCAGGCUACCUCCCAGGACGACUCAGCAGCCGCCGACGCCAAGGCCUAUCGCUGUCGCAAGUGCCCCGAGGUGUUUCCGGACAAGAAGAGCCAGAUGCUUCACCACGAGAUGGUGCACACCGCCGCCAUGGACAUUGCCGUCAAGGUGGAGGCCGAUGUCAAGGCCAAGAAGUACCGCUGCACCAAGUGCCCUGAGGUCUUUGUCAGCAAGAAGCAGCACUGGGAGCACUACAAGGAGCACGCACCCGAGGCCGCCGAACAGAUGAGGAGGGUGGCGAGCGUCGCCCAGCGGAGCUUGAAGUGUGGUGCCUGCGCCCAAGAGUUCGAGGACAGGAUGAGCCUCUGGUGGCACUUCAGGGAGCACAUGGAGGGCGAAGAGAAGGUGGAGGACACGUGUGUGGAGGUGCGCGGCGAUCUCGGCAAGAACGAUGUGGACCCCUUGGCCACUUACGUGAGGUGCAGCCUGUGCCCGGCCGAGUUCCCGGGCGAGACGGAGCACUGGCAGCACUACAAGGAGGUGCAUCUUGCGGACAGGGGCCCCGAGUGGCGCCCCACGCACCGCUACCGCUGCACCCAGUGCUCGGAAACAUUCCCCGACGAAGGCAGCCACUGGCGCCACUUCAGGGUCCACGCCGACGAGCCGCUCCACAAGAAGUACGCCAUGCAGAAGACGAACCAGGAUCAGUACCGGUGUGCAAGCUGCUCCGAAGUGUUCGACGACCUGGAGAGUCAGUGGUGGCACUACAAGGCCCACGCCGACCCGGAGCACGCCGACGACGGCGAGCACCUCGAGGACCCCGAGGACCCCCUGGCCGUCGGGACGUUCCCCUGCGCCAGCUGCUCCGAGUGCUUCCCCGACAAGCGCAGUCGCUGGUGGCACGAGCGGGACCACGCCCCCGGCGUGAGCCUCAGCUUCGUGGUGGUGGCGCGCCAGCCCGGGUACCGCUGCCUGCUGUGCUCGGACCGAGGCUCGGACGUGUUCGCCGACGAGGACGCCCACUGGGACCAUUACCGACGCCAUUACCAGUCCUUGGACGAGUCCUACCAGUUGGUGCAAGGCGAGCUGCAGCUGCAAUGCGACGAGUGCUGCGGCCGGUUCGAGGACGAGGACAGCUACUGGGAGCACUACCGCGUCCACUGCGAUGAAGAGCUGUGCCACCCAGAGGACGCCAAGCGAGACGCAGUGGAGUACCGCUGCCUCAAGUGCGACCAGCUGUCGCACAGCCUGGAGACGCACUGGUGGCACUACCGCAGCCACACGGUGCACGCCGACGUGGAGGAUGACGCCGCGGAGCAACGCUGCAGUCGGUGCGAGGAGCGCUUCAACACUCCGGCCGAGCUGUGGUGGCACUUCCGCCAGCACGUGGAGGAGGACAACGGCCCCGUGUGCGAGGAGGUACGGUCCAAGCAGUCGUUUCCGUGCGCCAAGUGCGAGGAAGUGUUCCCGGACCGCCGCAGCCGCUUCCUGCACAGCGCCAUCCACGUGACUCCGCGUGCCGCCGCCGCGGCCCCCGCCCCUAGCCUGCCCAGCCUGCCCAGCGGCGAGUGGGGCUACCAGUGCACGCCCUGCAAGGAGAUCUUCCUGGACACGCAGAGCCACUGGUGGCACUACAAGACGGUGCACGGCGCGGACGCCGGACCCGGCUCGUACGAAGUGGUGGAGCUGACGGACGACCCUGGCGAGGACCCCACGACGGCGAAGCGCUACCAGUGCAGCAAGUGCGGCGACUCGUUCCCGGACCUCAAGGCGCACCGCCGUCACUGGAAGCAGGUGCACGAAGUGGCUCUCCCGGCCGCCGCGACCAAGCCGCCGCCCAAGGCCAAAGCGGCCAAAGCGCCGUCCAAGGCCAAGGGCUUUCACUGCAGCAAGUGCCCCGAAGUGUUCCGCGACCGCAAGAGCCACUUCCACCACUACAGGGCAGCACACACCGGCACCGCUCUCGACAUGGACAUGGAGGAUGUGUACGAGCCCAAGAACUUUAACUGCAGCCAGUGCCCUGAGGUGUUCCCCGACCGGGAGAGUCACUGGUGGCACUACCGCGUGCACUGCAGUGAGACUGAGGCCGCCGCGGUUGAGGUGACCGCAGAAGAAACACCCGGCGAACGGGCGACUGCUGAGGCAAGCUUGGAAGCAGCCUCCGAGGCAGCCCCAGAGACAAGUGAAGCAAUAGAGUCGACUGGAGCAACUGAAGCUGCAGUGGAUGGCGAGGCCACUGUGGCGAGUGAGGCUACUGAGGCCAGUGUGACUGAUAAAGCUACUGAGGCCACUGUGGCUGGUGGGGCAAAGGCGGAGAUUACUUUAGCGGCAGACGGAUCCACGACAGCGGCUCUGGAGUCAUCACCACAGUUUCCACGGGCGAAGGAGUAUCGCUGCAGCAAGUGCCCGGAAGUGUUCCACGACCUGGAGAGUCACUGGUGGCACUAUCGCAUUCACGUGGAUCCAGAGUUCAGCGCCUCCAUCAACGGAGACGCGGCCCACGAGAAGGGCGAGACGUCGGGCAGGUUUCACUGCACCAGGUGCCCCGGGUCCAGCUUCCCAGACCGGCGCGCGCACUGGGCACACGUCAAAGACAUGCACCGCUCGAGCUCAGCGUCGGAGCAAGGCAGCGACACGUCCUCCACGACGCCGUCCAACCCACCGGCUGCCACCCCGACUGCCUUCCUGACUUGCGGCAGCUGCCCGCUGACCUUCACCAGCGUCAAGAAGCUUCAAACACACGAGAAGCGGCACGCUGACGAUGGUGUACCCAAGCCGUUCAAGUGCCACCUGUGCCCACAGUCGUUCCGGUUUAACAUCAACCUCUUCAACCACAUCAAGAUCCACGGCCAGAGGGCGGCUGGUUCCGAGGCCUCUCCUUCGGCGGCCACGGGGCUGAGCACGGAACUAGCUGUCGCCGCCCAGCCCGCAGCCACGCCGGUCGCGCCUGCGCGCUGCUUCAAGUGCCCCAAGUGCCCGGCGCGCUUCAAGGCGCGCCACAUGCUGUGGGCGCACUCCAAAACCAGGCACGCCUCCGCCAAGACCGGGCCGGCCGCCAAGACCGCCGCCAAGACCGCCGCCAAGCCCGCGCCUCCCAAGAAGGCCAGGCUGGACAUCGAGGACUACCCCUGCGACAAGUGCGAGGCCGUGUUUGCGACGUCGAGCGGGCUGAGCUCGCACCAGCGCGUGCACGCCGACGUGAAGCCUUUCUCGUGCCAACAGUGCCGCGCACGAUUCACCCUGUCCAGCAACCUGCUGCGCCACAUGAAGCUGCACAACAAGGUGAGCCUCAAGGCGAGCCUCAAGGCACUCGUCUGCUGUCGCCAGCAGUUCAGCUCGCUGGCCGCCAAGAAGGAACACGUCCGCACGGCGCACCCCCCGCGCACCGCCGAGUGCUGAGGCUGCUUGGCGCGCUUCGCCGCCACGGACGAGGGAGCGGCACUGGGCAGGAGCGAAGCGCCGCCUUGUCAAGGCCUCACUCUCGCCCAGUGCCGGUUUCGUCAACUGGACCAAUGCUAGAAUGUGAUUAGAGAUUUUUUUUUCCCUCUCGUUGACUUGUGCUUUAUGCCGUAAUUUUAAGAUUGUGGUUUUGGUUUUGACGACGUUUCAGGAGUUGACUGAAAAUAGUGUUAAGAAUCAAUUUGAUAGUCCUCGCAUGUUAAUAUUUAGUUUCUUAAAAUCAAUUUUUCUGCUAGUUAUCUUAUGUGACCAACUCUAUCUUGUUAAUGUUUUUGAGAUUAUUUACAAUGGCAACUUAGUGUUUGCACUUUGGAAAUGCGUUUUUGAUCACUGUUAACGAGUGCGAUCCACUCCUCAGUUUGUAUAACACUUUUCCUAGGCCGGUGUAUCAAUUAUCAAUGGUUCCUUUUUUUUAGCUAUCCAUUACAUGUCUGCUGUUCCUUGUAAUCAAUUUAUCAGUAUGGUUGCAAUAAAUGCGCAAAUCUACGCUC
Thrips palmi is the source of this 6921-nucleotide messenger RNA. RefSeq names its product zinc finger protein Xfin-like. Lineage: Eukaryota; Metazoa; Arthropoda; Insecta; Thysanoptera; Thripidae. The coding region runs from base 167 to 6370 and encodes 2067 amino acids. Gene Ontology annotation, biological process: regulation of transcription by RNA polymerase II. The record is from RefSeq and is a predicted model, not a curated record. The transcript has 5 exons. Gene Ontology annotation, molecular function: DNA-binding transcription factor activity, RNA polymerase II-specific; protein binding; RNA polymerase II transcription regulatory region sequence-specific DNA binding. Gene Ontology annotation, cellular component: nucleus.